This is a messenger RNA of Dromaius novaehollandiae (emu), 1473 nucleotides long. RefSeq names its product coiled-coil domain-containing protein 81-like. Gene Ontology annotation, cellular component: centrosome. The coding region runs from base 1 to 1473 and encodes 490 amino acids. NCBI's taxonomy places the organism in Eukaryota, Metazoa, Chordata, Aves, Casuariiformes, Dromaiidae. The transcript has 12 exons. The record is from RefSeq and is a predicted model, not a curated record.
AUGACGCGGGCUGAGCUCACAGGGGGACCCGCCGCAUCACAGGGAGCUGUCCCCAAGGGGAGGAGCUUGCUGGGAGGUUGUGAGCUGCUCGACCCGGGGCCUGACGCGUCUUUCCCUUGCCCUCCAGAGAUUGUGGCCAUUUGGGACGCUGUCUCCAAUUACAUCCUGGAGCAGAUGCUGCUGGACAAGGGUGUCCUGGUAGCGGGGUUUGGCACCUUCUGCACGGUGCGAGAGGAACUGCGCCUGGGCCCAGAAGACGUGCUCAUGGUGCGAAGACCCGUCUUCCAGCUGGCCAUGUACCCAGUCUGGCCACUGUGGCUGAAACGCGCCAAAGUGACUCUCCCUGACGACAUCGAGAUCGAGCCGUUGAACUACCGGCACUUGUCGCUGGCCACCUCCUUGCCGCGGGCCGUGGUGGAAGACUGCGUGGAUGAGACCAUCCAGCUGUUCUCUUCCUACCUGCAGUACAAGGAGAACGUCUCCUUUGUUUUCAAGGACAUCGGGGUUCUGGCCCGCCAAGGAGACAAAGUGCGCCUCAAGUUUUAUGCCAGCUGCCUGCAGCGGCUGGAGAGCACUGCGAGCCUGAUUGCCGCCCUUCGCAGUAGACCAUGGGCCACGGAGCCGGUUGUCCCCAGCCCCCAGACCGCCAACCCAUGGAUCCCGCCUCGCCCCGUCUACAUCUUCCCAAGGUUUCAGCUGGUGGUCGAAGGCAGCCCAGAAGCCAAGGCUGCCCCCGCUGGCUCCCUCUGGGGGAAGAAGGCGGCGGAGGAGCUCAGGAGCGCCAGGCCCAGCAAAGAGCAGCGUCCCGGCAAGCUCCUGCAGCACCGCGAGGAGCUUUGUCUCCCCGUGCUGCCAAGCUCAGGGGCAGGCAGGAGGCGGCAAGGCCCGGAGAAGCAGCCUGCUGCCAGGACCUUUAUCAACAUCUUGGGCCACCUCACGGCCACCUCGCUGGAGCAGGAGGCGCACGUUGAGCACCUCCCGCAUCCUCCCGCCGGACCUCGGACCGGCCCUGCCAGCGCCGCUCCCAGGGCUGCAGCACAGGAAACAGCCAGCCCUCGCACGCAGCGCCUUCCCAGAGCUGCCCGCCUCUCCCUCUUCCAAGAGAAGCAGAGGCAGGAGCAAGCAGCACUGGAGGAACUGCAGGCCAGGGUGGAAAGGAGCGUCCGGCAUCAGGAAAGGUUGCGGAUUCUGACGAAGCAGCUUCACCUGGACCAGCGCUGCUCCGCAGACACAGGCCGGCCACUCAAAAAGGAGCUCUCGCCACGAGCAAAGCAGAACGUGCAGCUCACAGCAUCCUACCGAGUGCUUCGGGACAGCUGGAAGGAGAAGGUGGAGCAAAACCGCCAGAGGCUGGAGCAGGAGGAGGAGCAUCAGCGUGCUUUGGCGAUGUGCAGCCUGCGCAACAAGGAGCAGCGGGACCACAAGCUGGGCGCUUACAAGGGGAACAGAAGCGCUUUUUCCCCACAGAAAUAA